Erythranthe guttata (spotted monkey flower) is the source of this 878-nucleotide messenger RNA. NCBI's taxonomy places the organism in Eukaryota, Viridiplantae, Streptophyta, Magnoliopsida, Lamiales, Phrymaceae. The record is from RefSeq and is a predicted model, not a curated record.
AUGGUAAGUACGAGACCGGUGCUGCCGUCUUUGAGGGAGAAGCAUGGUGAAUUAAUGUUGAGGGAGUUUGUGAAAAGGUGGUCGAAUAAUAAGAUGAUGGUGCGAUUGCUUUCGAUAUUCUUUCACUAUCUUGAUCAGUAUUUCACAGUUAGAACACUGCUCCCAUCAUGUAAAGAAGUUGGUCUCAUAUGCUUUCGGGACCUAGUGUACAAAGAGAUGAAGAAGAAAGUGAGGGAUGCUGUUAUAUCUCUGAUUGAUCGAGAGCGGGAAGGAGAGGAAAUAGAUCGAGUGUUAUUAAAGAACGUAUUGGAUAUAUUUGUUGAACUUGGAAUGGGUUACUAUCGGGAUGACUUUGAGGAAGCGAUGCUGAAAGAUACAGCUGUUUACUACUCCCGAAAGGCUUCUGUUUGGGUAUCAAACAAUUCAUGUCGUGACUAUAUGCUCAAAGCUGAGGAGUGCUUGAAACGAGAAAAGGACAGGGUUUCACAUUAUCUUCAUGCAAGUAGUGAGACAAAGUUGCUCCAGAAAGUACGACACGAGCUUUUGUCUGUGAGCUCCGUGCAUGCCACAAAACUGCUCGAGAAGAUGCACUUGGGUUCUCAUCCAUUACUUAGGGAUGAAAAGGCUGAGGAUUUCAUGGAUAUAUAGAGGCAUUGGUCGAGCAAGACGAAGAUUUUCGAAUUCAAACAUUUGUUUUGAUGAUUAUGGUAGAUAGGGGUUAACUAAUUAGUAUUAGGCUGUGGUUUAACAAAUGUAAUAGAUUGAUUACCUGGACUAUGAUAUUUCAAGGUUUACCCACCAAGGUCGCUAACUCGACUUUGUCACACAUGGUCAGUAUGGUGUGGUUUACGCUUCUCGUAUAUGUUGCAAGCUAUUAU